CUUUUGAUGGACUUUUGACUAUGUUUGUCAUAAAAUUUUGUGACAGAUCAUUUCCGUUACAAUUUUUUUGUGUAAACCAGAACAUUUGUGAAAGAAUAUUUCCCUCAUAACAAAUUUGUGAACAAAUGUUUUCGUCACUGAUCUAGCGUUUGAUUAAAAUCGGUGACAACUGACGUGAAACAUCAUACAUUUAAAUAUUAAGCUGCCACAUUUAAAAAAUAAUUACACCAAAUUAACUGAAACGUCAAAUAAUUAAUAAUAUUUACUGAAAUAUAACAGCAUAAUUUUAUCCACACUCCACCGAUUUCACAGGGUCUAUGUUAGCCAACAUUAACAAAAUGGCGUCAUAUAUCCUUUUUAGUUCGACAAUAUGGUUACCUUGUUACUAUCCUUGCGUUAAUUGAUCACAUAAAUCAAUACAAGAUAAACAAAAACAAAAAAAAUCGUUUCUUCAACCCUAUCUUUAAUAAUCUAGCUAUUAGUACACUUGCUAAACUCGUCAUUGUAAAAAUAGGCAAUAGCUCUCAAAGCUCUGAAUUUAAAACCUGCGAAGUAUAUGGUAUCUUUUUUUUUUUUUUUUUUUGAAAAUGUGUGGACCAUAAAUAACGUAGUUGUUGGUUUAAAUCGUUAUAUCCUAAGUUUAAAUGCGAUGAUUUGUCCAUUUUCCUCUUCCCAAGCAAAUUACGUAAAAGAAAUUCAAACAAGAGCUAAAUAACAGGUAAAGCUUACAUCUGAAACCCCCAAAUCUCUCCAUAACUAUAGGAAUGAUAACAGUAGUAUAUUUUAGGAAAAAAUGCCUCCCAAUCUGUUUAUGCAAUGAAAAUUCAAACGCAGAUUAUGAUACAAACCAGAAAAUCAGGAGUGGAUAAAUCUUAACAGCUCCAAAAACACUGAUUAUAUUGUUUUAAUACAGCUUAACACUACAUGUGUAUAUAUAUACAUUCUCCUAUUCCGUUACCUUUAGUUUUCCUCCCAGAAACUAGAAAUUCAUUAAGGUUUUCAUAAGGUAAUGCUGGCAUUGCAUUUUGGAUUCGCGCGGAAAGUCCCACAUUAAGGGUAAAACGCUCCCUAAGAGAAGAUCCAAAGAAUACGGAAGAGCUGCGACGCUUUUGACGGCUAUGAUGAUGUCGUCAGUAUUUUUGUCUCAGCUCUUUCUGCUACUACGCAUUCUCUUCAAGAAUAUAUUUGUUGCUUGCCUCAUUUUAUUCGUUGCACUUCCUUCUAGUCAUUCCUUGAAAGAUUCAACUAUGGGGAACAUCAUCCAUAGGAGUUCAAAUCAGGAUGAUGCCAAUGUGUCACUCCCAAUUGAUACUCCCUUUAGGCUUCCUUCUCCAUUGCCCACUUGGCCUUCAGGUCAAGGCUUUGCUAAUGGAGUCAUUGAUCUUGGAGGACUAGAAGUGGCUCAAAUAUCAUCAUUUACUAAAGUUUGGGCUAUCCAAGAAGGUGGACCAGAUGAUCUUGGAGCUACAUUCUUUGAACCAUCAAAUUUACCAGAUGAAUUCUUUAUGUUUGGAUCCUACAGUCAACCUAACAAUUUGCCCCUUUUUGGAUGGGUUCUUGUUGGUAAAGAUUCAUCAGGAGAUGCUCUAAAAGUGCCAACUGAUUAUACACUUGUGUGGAGUAGUGAAAACCUGAAAAUUAGUCAAGAUGGUGUUGGCUAUAUUUGGCUGCCAAUUCCUCCUGAGGGCUAUAAAGCUGUUGGCCACGUUGUAACAACAUCGCCUCAGAAGCCUUCUCUUGAUAAAAUUCGAUGUGUUCGUUCAGAUUUAACCGAUGUGUCAGAAACCGAUGAUUGGAUAUGGGGAAAUGAUGGCUUGAACGUGUACUCAUCAAGACCAAGAGACAGAGGAAUCCAUGCUCAAGGAGUGUCUACUGGUGCUUUUGUGGCGUCGAACAAUGGAGAUGCAAAUUCACUAGCUUGUUUGAAAAAUGUCAAAUCCAAUUUAUCUGCUAUGCCAAAUUUGAACCAAGUUCAAGCACUUUUCCAAGCCUACUCCCCUUUGUAUUACUUCCACCCUGAUGAACAAUAUUUCCCUUCUUCUGUCAAUUGGUUUUUCCAAAAUGGAGUAUUAUUGUUUACCAAAGGGCAAGAAUCUGCACCAGUUAAUGUUCAGCCAGAUGGUUCAAAUCUGCCUCAAGGUGGUUCAAAUGAUGGUGCUUAUUGGUUGGACUUGCCAACUGAUGAUUCAGCAAAAGAUCAGGUCAAGAAAGGAGAUUUAAAUUCUGCCACUGCCUACUUACAUAUUAAACCAAUGUUUGGUGCGACAUAUACUGAUAUCGCUCUGUGGCUAUUUUACCCUUUUAACGGCCCUGCUAGAGCAAAAAUUGAGUUCAUUACCAUUCCGUUAGGGAAAAUUGGUCAACACAUUGGUGAUUGGGAGCACGUUACGUUAAGGAUUAGUAACUUCAAUGGGGAGCUACAAGGUGUGUACUUCUCUCAACACAGUGGAGGAAAUUGGGUAAGUGCACCUCAACUUGAAUUCGGAAAUGGUAACAAACCCAUGGCCUAUUCGUCGUUGCAUGGCCAUGCUUCUUAUUCGGAACCAGGGCAGAAUAUGCAGGGGAGUGGCAAUAUAGGCAUAAGAAAUGACACAGCAAAGGGGCAGGUGAUGGACACUGGAGGAAAUUAUUCAGUGGUUGCUGGUGAAUACUUAACAAUUGUUGAGCCAGCAUGGUUGAACUAUGCUAGAGAAUGGGGUCCAAAAAUUAGCUAUGAUAUUGCAAAUGAACUCAAGAAAGUGGAGAGAUUUUUGCCAGGGAAAUUGAAGAGGGCUGUUGAGAAACUUGUGAAAGGUCUACCAAAUGAAGUUUUGGGUGAGGAGGGACCCACUGGACCCAAGUUUAAGGACAUGUGGAAUGGUGAUGAAAGGGGUUAAACAUGGUACCAUCGUGGUGAUUAAUAUAGGGUUUGCUUUUUUACUUUUUUUAUUUUCACACGAUUCUUCUGAAUGAUUGUAUCAUCAAAUAAUCAUUUCUCAUUUGUUUAUUUAGAGAAAGUAGUGUUACAUUUAAUAUUCCAUAAAAAGUAGGAUUGGUAACCAAGAAAAUAAGGUGUCUUACAUGUUAUAACACAAGUUAGGUGAUAUGUUAAUGUUGGUUUUUUAUUGUUA
Molecule: messenger RNA, 3110 nt
Organism: Lycium ferocissimum
Lineage: Eukaryota; Viridiplantae; Streptophyta; Magnoliopsida; Solanales; Solanaceae
Exons: 3
Coding region: 1119-2876 (585 amino acids)
Source: RefSeq, a predicted model, not a curated record